AUGGCCGCGCCGGGGGGCGGCGAGGGGCCCGCGCCGGGCCGGGGGGGCCGCGGGCUGCAGGGAGCCAUGAGGGCGGCCAGCGGUGCCCUGGGCAUGGACAGCGUCGGGAGGACAAGGGAUGCCUACGUGGAGUACCUGAAGAGCAUCACCCUCAUCGCCCAGGCCCUGCAGGAGGAGGCGGCAGGCACAGAGAACAGCGAGGGGGUCACCCCUGACACCCCCAAACUGCUGAAGCUGGCGGAGCAGUGCCUGGAGAGGGUCAAAUCCAUCGCAGCCGCGCUGGGGAAAGCCCAGGUGAAACCGGCUGCACAGGAGCGCGGCGGGGGCCCUGCGCCCCUCCCCAGGCAUCGCCGGGUCUGCUCGGACGAGGGGGGGAAGCUUUCACCAUUCCUGCCCCCAGAGAUCUUCCAGAAGCUGCAGAUCGCUGAGGCACAGAGUGCACGGAAAGAGCUGACCCCGCUGGAGGAGGCCUCCCUGCAGAACCAGAAGCUGAAGGCAGCGUACGAGGCGCGGGUGGCGCGGCUGAACCCAAACCAGGCCGUGCAGAAAACAUCGCUGACGCUGUCCCUGCAGCGGCAGAUGAUGGAGAACCUGGUGAUUGCCAAGGCCCGAGAGGAGACUCUGCAGCGCAAGAUGGAAGAGCGGCGGCUGCGGCUGCAGGAGGCGGCCAACCGGAGGUUCUCCAGCAGCGUGGCACUCACCCCCGAGGAGCAGGAGCAGAGAGCACUCUAUGCUGCCAUCCUUGAGUACGAGCAGGACCAUGACUGGCCAAGGCAAUGGAAGGCACAGCUGAAGCGGAGCCCAGCGGAUCUCUCAGUGGUGUCAGGGCUCUUCUCUUGCCUCCUGAGCUGCCCCGAGCACCCCAUCACGCAGCUGCUGCGGCGGCUGCAGUGUGCCGUGUACGCCCGCCUCUACCCCGCCGUCAGCCGCGGUCCCGCCGACGCCUCCCCCGCCUCUCCCUCGCCGGGGGGCCGCCGGCUCCGAGCGUCCCGCAGCCUGCACUGCAUGUUCUCGGUGCCCGAGCACGGCCCGACCGCGCUGCGGCACAGCCAGUCCAGCACCCCCCUUGCUGACAGCAGCACCCCAGGGCCCACAGAGCCCCCCGAGACCCCCCGAGAAAGCUCCUUCGAGGACCUGGAGCGGUUCCUGGCAUCCCCCGAGGGCUGGGCCCCCACAGAGCCCUCGGCCAGCUCUGGGCAGGACACAGCGCUGCCGGAGCUGCUGAAGGGCAUCGUGAGGGACAUCCACAACGCCAUUGACAGGCUUCUGGCUCUGACUCUGCUGGCCUUCGAGGGUCUUGGCACUGCCGCCGGCAAGGACCAGUGCCUGGCCUGCCUGGAGGAGGCUUUCUUCCCCCCACUCUGGGCCCCGCUCCUGGCCCUCUACAGGACCGUGCAGCAGCCCCGUGAGGCGGCCCUGGCACGCAGCAUGGAGCGGCACCGUCACGCCAGCCCUGCCGACAUGGGGCUGGCCUCACGCCUCUUCCCGCCCGGCCCCGGGCGCCCCGCGUACGCCUCGGCCGUGCAGGACCUGCGCCUCAUCCCUCUGGAGACCUGUCCCCGCAGGAAGCUGGAGUGCAUCGUGCGAGCCCUGCGCGGCAUCUGCGAGUGUGCUGAGGAAUACUGCGGCACCCGGGACACCCGGAGCCUCGCCACAGCUGCCAUCGGGGCAGACGACCUGCUGCCCAUCCUGUCCUACGUGGUGCUGCAGACGGGGCUGCCCCAGCUGCUCUCUGAGUGUGCCGCCCUGGAAGAGUUCAUCCAUGAAGGGUACCUGAUCGGGGAGGAGGGGUACUGCCUGACGUCCCUGCAGAGCGCCCUGUCCUACGUGGAGUCCCUGCAGUGA
This is a messenger RNA of Sturnus vulgaris (Common starling), 1845 nucleotides long. The record is from RefSeq and is a predicted model, not a curated record. NCBI's taxonomy places the organism in Eukaryota, Metazoa, Chordata, Aves, Passeriformes, Sturnidae.